Molecule: messenger RNA, 2668 nt
Organism: Manis pentadactyla (Chinese pangolin)
Lineage: Eukaryota; Metazoa; Chordata; Mammalia; Pholidota; Manidae
Gene: ST3GAL3
Product: ST3 beta-galactoside alpha-2,3-sialyltransferase 3
Exons: 10
Coding region: 868-1713 (281 amino acids)
Molecular function (GO): sialyltransferase activity
Source: RefSeq, a predicted model, not a curated record
CAGCAGAAACCAUCAGAGCCCAUACCAGCCUGGCUUCUGUGCCUUUGGGAUAUAGGAGUGGAUGGGGUUAUUCUGUUUGGAUCAGAGAUGGGAAAUUUGGCCUCCCUGACAACUCAACCUGGCCUGUGGCAGCAACUGCAGAAUGCAUAUCAGACCCCAGGGAAUCAUUCACUUCUCGAGUGGGUAAUGGCUGCACUUACCACUGUAUGGCCUAAUCAGGGAUGGGAUGACUUACCAUCCUCCCCUACUAGGUGGCAGAUGUAUACUGAGCUCCAACAGGUGUUCUGGGAGUUGGGUAUGUAAAAUGCCAUUUAUAACCCAGUAAAUUAUGGCCCAGAUGCAGAGCUGUUUAUGGCAGGGAUGAGGGAUGCAGUGCUGCAAACGGUUUCCUCAUCUCUCUUUGGGCCCUUUGUGGCCAUUCUUGCCCCUCACUUAGGGCAGCCUAUAAAUUUGGUUACUCAUACUGUGGCAGAUUUGGGGGAGGCUGAAGCAAUGCGGACAUGGAAGGGAGUGCAGGCUACUAUUGAGAAGAAGGGUGGGUCUAAAGGGCCCUGUGAAGGUCACGAGCACCCAGAUAUAGGUUAAUUUAAUAGGGGCAGGAGCAGACAGAAAUUGGAUGGGAAUUAAAAAGAAUCUUACUAGCAACAAUUGAAGCUGGAGUGGUGGUUUCAGCCACUGAGGACCAAGAAGCAGAGGCUGGAGAUAGAGCUACAAGCCUAGCCUGUGUGUCUGCAAGACUUCCUGUGGGAAGAGUAUGAUCGGUUGGGCUUCCUCCUGAAGCUGGACUCUAAACUGCCUGCUGAGUUAGCCACCAAGUACGCCAACUUUUCAGAGGGAACUUGCAAGCCUGGCUAUGCUUCAGCUUUGAUGACCGCCAUCUUUCCCCGGUUCUCCAAGCCAGCACCCAUGUUCCUGGAUGACUCCUUCCGCAAGUGGGCCAGGAUCCGGGAAUUUGUGCCGCCUUUUGGGAUCAAAGGUCAAGACAAUCUGAUCAAAGCCAUCUUGUCAGUCACCAAAGAGUACCGCCUGACCCCUGCCUUGGACAGCCUCAGCUGCCGCCGCUGCAUCAUCAUGGGCAAUGGAGGUGUCCUCGCCAACAAGUCUCUGGGGCCAAGAAUUGAUGACUAUGACAUUGUGGUCAGACUGAACUCAGCACCAGUGAAAGGCUUUGAGAAGGACGUGGGCAGCAAGACCACGCUGCGCAUCACCUACCCUGAGGGCGCCAUGCAGCGGCCUGAGCAAUACGAGCGUGAUUCUCUGUUUGUUCUCGCUGGCUUCAAGUGGCAGGACUUCAAGUGGUUGAAGUACAUCGUCCACAAGGAGAGAGUGAGCGCCUCCGAUGGCUUCUGGAAAUCUGUGGCCACUCGAGUGCCCAAGGAGCCUGCUGAGAUUCGCAUCCUCAACCCAUAUUUCAUCCAGGAGGCCGCCUUCACCCUCAUUGGACUGCCCUUCAACAACGGCCUCAUGGGCCGAGGGAACAUCCCGACCCUUGGCAGUGUGGCAGUGACCAUGGCACUCCACGGCUGUGAUGAGGUGGCAGUUGCAGGCUUUGGCUACGACAUGAGCACACCCGAUGCGCCCCUGCACUACUAUGAGACCGUGCGCAUGGCAGCCAUCAAAGAGUCUUGGACACACAAUAUUCAGCGAGAGAAAGAGUUUCUGCAGAAGCUGGUGAAAGCGCGUGUCAUCACUGACCUAACCAGUGGCAUCUGAGGUGGGCCCAGCACAAGGCAGCAGAGGUCCUGGCACCACCAAAAGCAAGCAGCAGCCACCGCCACCUGUCCACCUCACUGGCCUCGGUCUGACUCUGCCUGAGAGGCACAGGAGUCUUCAGACCCAGAGAAGGACAGUGCCAAGUGGCCCCAGCAGUGGCAAGGCCUUGGCCAGGCAGCCAGAGCUGUGUCUGCUCAGAGGCCAGCCCAAGAGACCAGCACUCAGCCUCCCUCUCAGCCUGCAUCCUUGAAGCCAGAGGGCUGGGAGGCCACUGGCGGUGCCCAGCAGGCCCAGCAUGCAGGCGGUGGGCACUAGGCCACAAGGCUGCUGAUGGAAUCAUGUCUCCAGUCAGUGUUGGGUGUAUUAUCAUUUUGUGAAUUUGGGUGGGGGGAGGGAAGGGAUAAUUUAUUUUUAAAUAAGGUUAGAGUUUGGUCCACUUGCCGUGCAGAAAAGUGGUCACUAGGGGCCCAUCAGGCAGUGGAAGCAGUGGGCUCCCCGUAGAGUAGGGAGUGCCAUGACAAACCUGUACCCUGCUCAGGACUGCAGGGAGGUGGGCAGGAUCGCAUGCCAGCCCCACCCAGCUCAUGACACUAUUUGGCCUUUCUUGGGGAGAAGAUGGGAUAUUCCCACUCACUAGCCCCUAACUGUCCCACAGGGAAACCCUGGAGCCAUUAUUUAAGCCAACAAGACAGACCCUGGGCUGGAGCAGAGAGAACUUCAGAGCUCGGGAGGUGAGGCCCGGCCCAGCCUGAAGGUAAUGGCCCCCUCCCCAGCUGUAGUUGAUCCACAGGACAGUGCCCCAGGCCUGGACUGACUUGGCAGCUGUUCUGGGUUUUAGAAAUGAGACUGCCAGGUCCUUGGGUGCUGCCUUUAGCCUGGAGCAGAGAGAAGUGGCUGUGGCAGCCACCUGGGCAGCCAUCAUGGAAGCAAGCAAUAAAGCUCUUCCCUGAACCUG